Prorocentrum cordatum is the source of this 300-nucleotide messenger RNA. NCBI's taxonomy places the organism in Eukaryota, Dinophyceae, Prorocentrales, Prorocentraceae. The record is from the annotation of a GenBank genome assembly.
AGCCGAUUUUGCUCGAGCGCGGGCGGGCCUUGGCGUGGAGCUCGCGCGUCGGGGAGGUAAGCCGGGCUCCGCAGCUCGCUCCCGCGCCAGGCAUGGCCGUGGAAGAGCCUGCUGUGGAGGAGCCCGAUGCGUCCGAGGACGACGACGAUUCCGAGGACGAGGGCAGUGGCCUGCUGUGGGUGCCCAAGGCCCUGAUAGAGGAGAUUAUGGAGGCGCUUGAGAAGAAGACGGGCGUGUCGAAGGAGAAGGUGACCAAGAUAAUCGAGGCGGAUGACCCGCCGGAUGACACCGUGAUGGUGC